Molecule: messenger RNA, 3279 nt
Organism: Colletotrichum spaethianum
Lineage: Eukaryota; Fungi; Ascomycota; Sordariomycetes; Glomerellales; Glomerellaceae
Product: vanillin dehydrogenase
Exons: 6
Coding region: 1-3279 (1092 amino acids)
Biological process (GO): valyl-tRNA aminoacylation
Cellular component (GO): cytosol
Molecular function (GO): valine-tRNA ligase activity; aminoacyl-tRNA deacylase activity; ATP binding
Source: RefSeq, a predicted model, not a curated record
AUGGCUACCGACAGCGGACGCGGAAACCCCAUUGGCGCCACUGAGGGCCUCAAGGAGGAAGCGCCUCCUGCCGUCUCGAACGAAACCAAGGCCCAGGUCUCCUCGACGUCCGCCACCCAUGCCGCUGGCCAGGAUGCCGGUGCUGCUGCCGGCGCACCCCCGAAGGUGAAGACCGAGAAGGAGUUGGAGAAGGAGCGCAAGAAGGCCGAGAAGGACGCGAAGUUCAAGCAGAAAAUGGCCGAAAAGGCCGCAAAGGCUGCCGCCGCGCCCGCCACGUCCAAGAACAAGGAGAAGAAGGCCAAGGCCGAGAAGAAGGAGGAAGAGGCCAUCCCUGAAUACGUUGAAGAUACCCCCAAAGGAGAGAAGAAGCGCCUCAAGUCUCUUGAAGACCCUCACUUCAAGGCCUACCACCCCGAAGCCGUCGAGAGCGCCUGGUACGACUGGUGGGAGAAGGAGGGUUUCUUCAAGCCCGAGUUCACUGCCGAGGGCAAGAUCAAGCCUGCGGGCAAGUUCGUCAUUGCUCAUCCCCCGCCCAACGUCACCGGUGCUCUGCAUCUCGGCCACGCCCUCGGCGACUCCCUUCAGGAUAUCAUGAUUCGAUGGAACCGCAUGUUGGGCAAGACGACCCUCUGGAUCCCCGGCUGCGAUCAUGCCGGUAUCUCGACACAGAGCGUUGUCGAGAACAUGCUCUGGAGAAGAGAAGGAAAGACCCGCCACGACUUGGGCCGCGAGGACUUUGUCGACAAGGUGUGGACCUGGAAGGGCGAGUAUCACGACAAGAUCAACGCUGCUCUCCGGAAGAUGGGAGGAAGUUUCGACUGGAGCCGUGAGGCCUUCACAAUGGACGCGAACCUGUCUGCCGCCGUGGCCGAGACCUUUGUCAGACUCUUCGAGGAGGGUACCAUUUACCGUGCCAACAGACUCGUCAACUGGUCUUCCAGACUCACUACUGCCCUGUCAAACCUCGAGGUCGUCAACAAGGAGCUGUCUGGUCGCACGUUGCUGGAGGUUCCGGGCUACGAAAAGAAGAUCGAGUUCGGUGUUCUAAUUCACUUCAAGUACCCCAUUGAGGGUUCUGACGAGACCAUCGAGGUUGCCACUACCCGUAUUGAGACGAUGCUCGGUGAUACUGGUAUUGCCGUCCACCCUGAGGACCCCAGGUACUCACACCUCGUUGGCAAGAAGGCUAAGCACCCCAUCAUCGAGGGUCGUCUGCUGCCCAUUGUUGCCGACACCUAUGUUGACAAGGAGUUCGGUACCGGCGCUGUCAAGCUGACCCCUGCGCACGACCCCAACGAUUUCAACCUUGGCCAGAAGCACAAGCUUGAGUUCAUCAACAUCCUUACCGAUGACGGUAACAUCAACGAGAACGGUGGCAAGUACAAGGGCCAGAAGAGAUUCGACGUCCGAUACGCCAUCCAAGAAGAGCUCAAGCAGCUCGGCCUUUACGUCGACAAGAAGGACAACGCCAUGACUAUUCCUCUCUGCGAACGCUCCAAGGAUGUCAUUGAGCCUCUCCUCAAGCCCCAGUGGUACAUGAGCAUGCGCAGCAUGGCCGACGAUGCCGUUGCUGCUGUUAAGGACGGCAGAAUCAAGAUUCGCCCCGAGUCUUCCGAGCGCAGUUUCUACGCUUGGAUGUCCAACAUCAAUGAUUGGUGUAUUUCUCGUCAGCUCUGGUGGGGUCACCGCUGCCCCGUCUACCUGGCCAAGGUUGAGGGCGAGAAGGCGGAUCCUUUGGACAACAAGCAGUGGUUCGCUGGCAAGACUCUCGAAGAGGCCGAGGCCAAGGCCAAGGCUGCCCUUCCGGGCAAGAAGUUCACCCUCGAGCAGGAUGAGGAUGUUCUCGACACCUGGUUCUCCUCGGGCCUGUGGCCUUUCUCGACCCUGGGUUGGCCCAACAAGACCCAGGAUCUGGAGGAGCUCUACCCCACUUCUGUUCUCGAGACUGGCUGGGACAUCUUGUUCUUCUGGAUCGCCAGAAUGGUGAUGCUCGGUAUCAAGCUCACUGGCCAGGUCCCCUUCACUGAGGUCUACUGCCACAGCCUCGUCCGCGACUCGGAAGGUCGCAAGAUGAGUAAGAGUCUGGGCAACGUCAUUGAUCCGUUGGAUGCCAUUGCUGGUAUCAAGCUCGAUGACCUCCACGCCAAGCUUCGCGUGGGCAACCUUCACCCGAGUGAGGUCGCCAAGGCCGAGAAGUACCAGAAGUCGGCCUUCCCCGAUGGUCUCCCUCGCAACGGCGCUGACAGUCUGCGCUUCACCAUGGCUGCCCUUACCUCGACAAGCGGUGAUGUCAACUUCGAUGUCAAGGUCAUGACUGGCUGGAGAAAGUUCUGCAACAAGAUCUGGCAGGCGUCGAAAUACGUCCUCGGCAAGCUGCCUGCGGACUUUGUUCCCACUAAGGAGCCUGCUGUUGGUGUCACCCUGGCCGAGCGCUGGAUCCUGCACAAGCUCAACACCGCCGCGAAGGAGAUCAACGCCGCCCUGGCCGAUCGUGACUUCCAGCAUGCUACUGGUAUCGUGUACCAGUACAUCCUGAACUUCCUCUGCGAUGUCUACAUCGAGAACAGCAAGUCCAUCAUCCAGGACGGCACACCGGAGGAGGCUGCCAGCGCCAUUCAGACCCUCUACACCGCCCUUGAGGGUGCGCUGACAAUGAUCCAUCCCUUUACACCCUUCCUCACGGAGGAGCUGUGGCAGCGCCUGCCCCGCCGCCCCGAUGACAAGACCAAGUCCAUCAUGAUUGCCAGCUACCCCGUCUACGAUGCCAAGUUUGACGACCCCAAGUCCGAGGCCGCCUACGAGCUUGUCCUGGGAUGCUCCCGUGGUGCCAGAUCGCUUAUGAGCGAGUACGCCCAGAAGGAGGAGAGCAGAAUCAUCAUCCAAUCCCACGAUGCUACCUCACUCCAGACAAUCAACGAGCAGGUCGCCUCCAUUAAGACGCUCAGCGGCAAGGGCGUCACGGGCAUCGACAUCAUCGGCGCCGAUGCUGCUCGUCCCGCCGGCUGCGUUGCCUUCCCUGUGGCCUCGUCUGCCUCCGUGUACCUGCAUGUCAAGGGCCGUGUCGAUCUCGACGCCGAAAUCGAGAAGGCGAAGAAGAAGCUCGACAAGGCUCGCUCCAACAUUGACAAGCAACACAAGGUGCUCAACGACCCCAUCUACAAGGAGAAGGUCGCCGAGGCCGUUCAGAAGUCAGACAAGCAGAAGCUGGUCGACCUCGAGUCUGAGGCCAGAGGUUUCGAGGGUACCAUUAAGCAGUUCGAGCAGCUCAAGCUCGAGUAA